AUGUCACUCGACGGCAAAGAAAAUGCUGACUCCACCCCUUCAAAGAUUAAGGAAGAAGCGCUUUCCGAAAAUUCACCAUCACCUUCCAGAAGGGCACUUCGGCCAAUCUCCCCAAAUAAACAGAACAAUCAAGGUGUGGGUAAGCUAAGCUUUCUACAAAGUGAUAACAUCGAUGACCACUUCGAAUAUAUACAUGACUUCAACGAAGAUGUUAAACAAACACUUGUAAACAUUGAAACAAAUACGAAACAAACGAAUCUCGAUCUUGGACAGCUCAUCGACAGGUCCAAGAAUAAUAAUCAAUAUCUCAAUAGAGUGCUCGAAAGCAUUGCACAAUACUCUGACGAGGUAACAACCGAAGGUAACGCCACAAAACAAGAUGUCUCAAUCAUCUUGAAACGACUUGAGCAGGCUAAUUCAAAUGAGGAGCUCUUUAGAAUCAAUAGUGCACUAGAGACGAUCAGCAGGAGCAUUGGCUCAUCCACUUUGUCAUCAAUAAUCACGUCGAUGAGGGAUGAAAGCAGGAUACUGUCGCAGAAACUUGAGGACAAGAUCAACAAGCUAGCAAUGACCCUUGAGUUACAAGAACCAACAACCCAACCUCCCCCAACAGAUGUACUCCUCAAAGAGGUAAGGCUAAUUAGGGAUAUCAUAAGUGAACAAUCGAGAAAGAUUGAAAAUCAGGAGACUAAACACAUUCUUGCGGACAAGCAUGCUGAUCUUGAAUACAAAACUCAACAACUUCAAGAGAGGUAUGAUCUCUUGUGCCAGAGUUACGAGCGGAAGUAUGAGCAGUAUUCAAACCUUGCACUGCAUUAUAGGUCACUUUGUCAAAAUGUUGAACAGUUGACAGACGAUCCACGGAUGAACGAAUCUAAAAGGUAUGGUAAACUACAGCAACUACAUUCCAAGCGUCUCGAUGCAAUUCAUCAUGUCUCUGAUAAUGAUCUUACCGGCCUUCUGAACAGAAGAGUAGUGAGCGUGCCGCUUAAAGACGCCGAACUCAAAUAG
Molecule: messenger RNA, 1011 nt
Organism: Candidozyma auris
Lineage: Eukaryota; Fungi; Ascomycota; Pichiomycetes; Serinales; Metschnikowiaceae
Exons: 1
Coding region: 1-1011 (336 amino acids)
Source: RefSeq, a predicted model, not a curated record